UGAUGCGUGUGCAGCGUUUGUUGUUAAAUUAUUUAUUGAAAUUAUAGUGAAUUAACACGCUGCGGUUGUUAAAAUGAAAUUUGCCGAACACUUGGGCGCGCAUAUAACACCGGAAUGGCGAAAACAGUACAUAAACUACGAGGAAAUGAAGGCAAUGCUAUAUGCGGCCGUAGAGCAAGCGCCGUCCGCUGAGCUCGCCGAUCCAGAGGUGCUCUCACGUUACUUUGCCAAAUUUGACGAACAAUUCUUCCAUUACUGUGACAAAGAGUUGGCAAAAAUCAACACAUUUUACUCUGAAAAGAUGGCUGAGGCUACGCGAAAAUAUGGCAAUCUCCGCAGUGAACUUAGCGAAACGCUAGAGAUGGGCGCGGUCAAGAAACAGCCCGCUUGGAAGUCGAAAACACCCUUAGGCAAGAAGAAUGUACCAGCGCGUAAAAUACAGGAUCUCAAAUUAGCAUUUAGUGAAUUUUAUUUGGGUCUCAUUCUACUACAAAACUACCAGAACUUGAACUUCACCGGCUUUCGCAAGAUACUCAAGAAACACGAUAAGCUCUUGAAUGUUUGCGAUGGCGUUAAAUGGCGUGAGGAGUAUGUGGAGGCGGCACAUUUCUAUGUCAACAAAGAUAUAGAUCGUUUGAUACAGGAAACCGAGCGCGCUUUCACCAACGAUAUUGAGGGCGGCGAUCGGCAGAAGGCCAUGAAGCGUUUGCGUGUACCGCCUUUGGGCGAACAACAAAGCCCGUGGACAACUUUCAAAGUUGGUCUUUUCUCGGGUGCUUUUGUCGUACUCUUCCUUACAGUCAUCUUGUCGGCAAUAUUUCAUGGCUUUGGCGACGAUUGGCGUGUAGGUCUGCGCAUGUUUCGGGGUCCCUUUCUCAUUAUCGAGUUUAUUUUCUUGUGGGGUGUCAAUGUGUACGGCUGGCGUUCGUCUGGCGUUAAUCACGUGCUCAUAUUUGAACUGGAUCCACGAAAUCACUUAUCCGAGCAGAAUAUCAUGGAAGUGGCCUCGGUAUUUGGCGUAAUUUGGGCUAUAUGUGUGCUCUGCUAUAUUUAUUGUGAAUCUUUGGGCAUACCACAAUAUUCGGCGCCCAUUUUUCUUUACACCUUGAUGCUUGCAUUUUUGCUCAAUCCAACGAAGACAUUUCAUCACGAGGCGCGGUACUGGGCCGUGCGCGUAUUGAGCCGCGUUAUAAUGGCACCAUUCUUUUUUGUGACUUUUGCUGACUUUUGGCUUGCUGACCAGCUGAACAGCAUUGUGCCUGCCUUCCUCGAUAUACCCUUCAUUAUAUGCUUUUUCGGUGAGAAUCCCAAUUGGCAGAAAACGAGUUAUGGUGGCAGCAGUUGUGUGCGGGAUAUCUCUAUGGUGCGGCCAAUUGUUGCUAUCUUGCCGGCUUAUUGGCGUUUCGCUCAGUGUAUUCGUCGCUAUCGUGACACUCGCGAAGCUUUUCCACAUCUGGUUAACGCUGCUAAGUACGCAACAUCCUUUUUUGUGGUGAUAUUCUCAUACAAAUUUCAGAUAACCUCAGACGGCUACUUCACAUCCAAGGAUAAUCCGUGGUUUUAUUGCUGGAUAGUCGCGGCCAUUGUGUCCUCAUGUUAUGCAUACACGUGGGACAUUAAAAUGGAUUGGGGCCUCUUUGAUGCCAAGGCUGGUGAUAAUCGCUUUUUGCGUGAAGAAAUUGUCUACUCGUCGACGUGGUUCUAUUACUUUGGCAUUGUGGAGGAUUUAGUGCUGCGUUUCGGUUGGACCGUAUCAAUGAGCUUAAUUGAGGCGGGUUAUAUGGAGGGUGACGUAAUGAUGACCAUACUCAGCCCGUUGGAGGUGUUCCGUCGUUUUAUUUGGAACUAUUUUCGCUUGGAAAACGAACACUUGAAUAAUUGCGGUAAAUUUCGUGCAGUACGUGAUAUUUCGGUGGCGCCCAUGGAUUGCUCGGAUCAGACGACAAUCUUACGCAUGAUGGACGAGGAGGACGGCGUAGUCAACCGACGAGGCAAGACUAAAGGCCUAUCAAAGAAGAAGGAGCAGCAACGCUUGUUGCUUUUACAAGGCGAAUCUGUCGAAGAUUUAUGCUCUUAAAUGGUCAAAGGUUUUGCAUUUUGUUUUAAAUUUUAUUUAUGUAUGUAAUUGCCAUAUCAUUGCAGAAGCAUAAACGUUUUGUUAAAGUGUAUGGCAUAUACAUAUAUAUUUAUUAAGUAUAGAAAAUAACAAGAAACUCAAUAAUUGGUUAGCAAAGUUGUAAUAUAAGAAAUAUCAUUAAUUUCAAUUAAUGCUGAAACAAAAUAUUCAUACACAUAUAGUAUGUCUAUGUAAUGUGAAGCGAAAAUGAAAGAAACAAAGUGAAUUUCAUGUACACAUAUUUUAUUUAAGUUUAUGUACUUAUGUAAAUUUCUUAUAUGCCAAAACCAAACAUUCACCUAUAAUUAAAAUUUAAAUACUGUUCAUUUAACAGUGUAACAAAAGAAAAAAAAAAACAAAGUCGCACAGGAAAUACAUAUCCUCAUAAGUGCUUAUUAUUAUUUUAAAAUUAUUUUAAUAUUUUAAUAAAGGAAGUCAUAGCAAUUAAUACAAUAAAAGUUAUAAUACUCAUGCCCAACUUUUAAGACAAUUUAUGGUGUAUAUACAUAUGUAUAUGUGUGCAUUCAUACACAUAUAGGGUAUACAUUAGUCUGUGACUGUCUAAAUUUGUGUCCUCAUAGGCACGUAUAUCGAAAGGUGCGCACAAAUUUAGCUUUUAUAUUUUGUAUUUAUACAUUUUUCUAUAAUUUGCAUUUGUUUGUACUAGC
This is a messenger RNA of Bactrocera latifrons, 2784 nucleotides long. RefSeq names its product xenotropic and polytropic retrovirus receptor 1 (gene PXo). The record is from RefSeq and is a predicted model, not a curated record. Bases 74 to 2077 code for a protein of 667 amino acids. Gene Ontology annotation, biological process: cellular response to phosphate starvation; phosphate ion transport. NCBI's taxonomy places the organism in Eukaryota, Metazoa, Arthropoda, Insecta, Diptera, Tephritidae. The transcript is spliced from 6 exons. Gene Ontology annotation, cellular component: Golgi apparatus; cytoplasm; plasma membrane. Gene Ontology annotation, molecular function: inositol hexakisphosphate binding.